Messenger RNA from Phymastichus coffea, 2272 nucleotides. Its product is annotated as neuropeptides capa receptor-like. The coding region runs from base 205 to 1377 and encodes 390 amino acids. Gene Ontology annotation, biological process: neuropeptide signaling pathway. NCBI's taxonomy places the organism in Eukaryota, Metazoa, Arthropoda, Insecta, Hymenoptera, Eulophidae. The record is from RefSeq and is a predicted model, not a curated record. Gene Ontology annotation, molecular function: neuromedin U receptor activity. Gene Ontology annotation, cellular component: plasma membrane. The transcript has 6 exons.
GUGAUUUUGUCUCGACGAUGUUCAGUGAAUAUUUCGCUUUAUGAAGGCUGAUAAAAGAAUUGUUACUAAUGAUCAAAGUCGGUGGCAAUGAAAUAAAAUGUCGUUUGUUACGAAUGUUUGCGACUGGCUCUGAUCGAGGCAUCGGUUAAAAUGACCAAAAGCUGUGCAUUUCAAUUCUUCAUCCGACACAUCGAAGAAUUGUAAAUGAUCAUGACGACUUUAAAUUCGACGAAUGACUUGACGAGAAACUCGUCGACAAACUUAGCGGAAGUUGAAGUUCUCGAAGGACUUUUGGAGCCACUUCCGAUAUGGAAAAAUAUAACGAAUUUGAUAGAGGAAUCAGGGCCUCUCGCGGCAAAUUGGACAAAUUUAACGGAACUUCAGUAUCUUGAAAAUAUCUUAGGGCCACAAUAUUUGCCGCUCGACGUGACAGUGCCUCUGACAGUAGUAUAUACUACCAUAUUCAUAUGCGGGAUUUUCGGCAACGUAAUAACAUGCGUGGUGAUUAUAAACAACUCGACCAUGCAGAAUGCGACAAACUUUUAUUUAUUCAGUCUUGCGGUAUCCGACUUGAUACUUUUAUUACUAGGUUUACCAAACGAAUUGAGCGUCUUUUGGCAGCAAUAUCCGUGGAUUUCCGGAAAGCUAUUCUGUAAAGUAAGGGCAUACACAUCGGAGACGUCAUCGUACGUUUCGGUGCUGACAAUAAUGCUGUUCUCGAUAGAAAGAUAUUUGGCCGUAUGCAAGCCGCUGCACUUCAACGCCAUGAGCGGCUUGAAGCGACCAGUGUGUUUCAUUAUAGGGGCUUGGAUUGUCGCUUCGGUCUGCGCCUUGCCAUUUUUUAUAUACACCACAAUAAAUUACAUAGAGUAUCCUCCCGGUUCUGGAAAUAAUUCGGAUAUAUCGGCAAUAUGCGGCAUGAUGAAAGAACACCUGCCCAAGAACUUUCCGCUUUACGAGCUGAGCACCAUGCUCUUCUUCCUCGUGCCAAUGUUGGUCAUUAUGAUCCUUUACGCUAAGAUGGGAAUGCAAAUACACGAGAGCUUGAGAGGAACGAAGAAGGCUAACGUCAAUCAGUUUAACAAAGAGGCUCAGCACGUCAAGUCGAGACGAGGCAUCGUCAAGAUGUUGAGCGCAGUAGUGAUUACCUUUUUCAUAUGCUGGGCGCCAUUCCACAUGCAGCGACUGCUAUACAUUUAUAUGCACGAGGUCGACGCCGAAUAUUAUCCGGAUAUGAACGAAUGGCUGUACAUCAUCAGUGGCUGCUUUUAUUAUUCGAGUACCGCUAUUAAUCCGCUGCUUUACAAUUUCAUGAGUAGUCGAUACCGCAUGGCCUACAAACGAGUAUUGAAUUUUCAAAGAUUAUGUCAUUGGUAAACGAACGACGACCCUGGACCAAACCAGUUUUCGUCGGCAGAUUCCAAAACCAGUUUCAAUUUACGACUUGGUAUCAAUCAAUUUCAUGACUUUUAUAUCGCUGCAAAUCGAACUUUCGCGACAAGUUCGAACGGCUUGUAGUUCAAACUUUAAACGCUUCUUAAAAAUAUUGGAUAUUAUACCGUUACUAAAACUAAUUUAGUUUUCCUGAACAAAUAGAAUAAAAGAGCAUCGCGUAGUUUCGUAAACUUAAAACAAAUGAGAACAGCAACAUCAACGAUUUUUUUUAAUAAUAAUUUAAUAUUACGUCAAAUCUACAUUAGCAGGAAUAUGUGAAUAUUAAAAUUUUCUCGUAAAAUCAAAACACGAUUGUUACAUGAUAGAGAGAUAACAGUGUAGUCGAUUUGCGUUAUAGUUUAUAGUUUAAUAGAAACACUUUGAAGAAAACGUAUAUUUUUCCGCAAAAGGAUAACGACAGAGACAACUGUAUGUGAAUAAUUACAUUUCAUUACUGGCAAAGUACGUAAAGAGAUAUGUGUCUAAGCGAGGCGACAAAAAAUUUUUUUAAAACAAUCAUAAAUUUUAUCUGAGCAUAAAGGAUAAUGUAUAUACAAUCGUAAUUAUCUUAAUAAUAACAAUUAAUUUUGAAACACUUUUUAAUUUAUUAUUUUUUUUAUAAUAAUAAACAUAGAAAAAUACGAAACAAGUUUUUUCGCUUGCUAUAUGUACAUUUAUACGUAUAGAAGUCGAAUGGUCGCUUAACGAUCUACGAAUGUCAUUCAUUUGAGAAUACAAAAAAAGUAUUUUAAUUACCUAUCACUAAUUAAUACUUAGAUUUUAUUUAUAAAAAAUAAGGUAUUACAAAGUGGACGGUCGUUACGCGAUUUAAGCGAAA